AUGGCGUCCUCGCAAGCAGAACUGUCGCCUGAAACCCGGCAGGAGCAAUUCGAGCAAGGCGUAGCUAUCUCCCUACACCUAUGGCUCUCCCUCACAGUCGCCGUGCAGAACAGCCUGGGCGGGCCCGACUCCGACGACAAGCGCGACUGGUUCGCCGGUGCCAUCGUGGAGAUGUUCCCCAGCAUCGUCGACCUAGCCAAGUUUCAGUCCCAGCCGCAGAAUAAGAACAAGAGCCCUCCCAAGGACCCCGAAGCCGAGGACGUCGAGGCCACUUUGCUGCAGGUCAUGUGGGAUGAGUUUGAGACCAACGUUGAUGAUGACUCGGAGGUCGAGGUUGCUGAGCGCAUCAUAAAAGCCCGCACCCAGUGCAUCGCAGGCGACUUCGAGUUCGUGGAGGAGCUAAGACGGAGGUGGCUGGCUACCAAGGGUAAGACCGUCAAGGUGGAAGAGGUGGACGGCGGGGAUCAAGAGACAGAUUGGGAAAGCGAAGAUGAUGACGAAGAUGAUGAUGACGACGUUGAGAUGGAUGAGGCGCCCGCCUUGGUGGCAGCUCCUAAAGAACGUCCACCUCCAGAAGUGGAUGACGAUGGCUUUACAAAAGUUACGCGAAAGAAGCGUUGA
This is a messenger RNA of Hypoxylon fragiforme, 621 nucleotides long. Its product is annotated as Pre-rRNA-processing protein TSR2-domain-containing protein. Bases 1 to 621 code for a protein of 206 amino acids. Gene Ontology annotation, cellular component: nucleus. The record is from RefSeq and is a predicted model, not a curated record. The transcript is spliced from 2 exons. Gene Ontology annotation, biological process: maturation of SSU-rRNA from tricistronic rRNA transcript (SSU-rRNA, 5.8S rRNA, LSU-rRNA). NCBI's taxonomy places the organism in Eukaryota, Fungi, Ascomycota, Sordariomycetes, Xylariales, Hypoxylaceae.